Branchiostoma floridae (Florida lancelet) is the source of this 791-nucleotide messenger RNA. RefSeq names its product 39S ribosomal protein L13, mitochondrial-like. Lineage: Eukaryota; Metazoa; Chordata; Leptocardii; Amphioxiformes; Branchiostomatidae. Gene Ontology annotation, biological process: translation; negative regulation of translation. Gene Ontology annotation, cellular component: mitochondrial large ribosomal subunit; ribosome. The transcript is spliced from 7 exons. Gene Ontology annotation, molecular function: structural constituent of ribosome; mRNA binding. The coding region runs from base 98 to 634 and encodes 178 amino acids. The record is from RefSeq and is a predicted model, not a curated record.
UCAAAGAUGGCAGCGCCCAUGUAGAAAAAUUUGCGACCGUCUGACAAAGCAGUUUUUCAGCAAGGUCUGAGUGUUUAAAGGAUCCCAGACAGCAAACAUGGCUAGCAGAGUACAACAGCAUUGGCUGACCUUCUCCAGAAUGUGGUUACUAUGUGAUGCCAGAUGGCAGCCGGCACCAGAACUGGCCAAGAGGAUCUGUAAAUAUCUGGAGGGUCGGCACAAACCUGUCUACCAUCCACUGACUGAUUGCGGGGACCAUGUAGUAGUGAUCAACACCAAGGAAGUUGCCUUUGACAAGAACCAGUGGGAGAAGAAACUUUAUGCUGUCAACACAGGAUAUAAGAACACAAUGAUAGCAAUGUCAGCAAAAGACUUCCAUAGAAUGGACCCUACUAAGGUUGUUGAGAGGGAAGUGUACAGUGAGCUACCAAAGAACCUCCAGAGAAAAAACCUGAUGACAAGAUUACAUCUGUUUCCAGAUGAGAACAUACCUGAUAACAUUAAGCAAAACUUAGUAGACAUCAUCCCACCAGUCAUGGAGCCUCCCAAGAGGCUGGAUGAGUUCACAGAGGAGGAAAAAGCUUCCUGGCCCAGAUUCUUCAUACCACCUGCAGACUACAAGCCAUCAGACUGAGGCAGACACCAAGAAAGACUUUUACAAACCUUUGCACGUGAACUAUGACUUGUAUUUUCAGAAAAGAUAUUACAUCCCUACAAUCCAUUGCUUAAAGUUUUUGUAGUACUUUUCCAAGGUGGAAACAGCCCUUAGAUUUCAUUGUAAAUAUUUUCUU